Molecule: messenger RNA, 369 nt
Organism: Dermatophagoides pteronyssinus (European house dust mite)
Lineage: Eukaryota; Metazoa; Arthropoda; Arachnida; Sarcoptiformes; Pyroglyphidae
Product: U6 snRNA-associated Sm-like protein LSm2
Biological process (GO): mRNA splicing, via spliceosome
Cellular component (GO): catalytic step 2 spliceosome; precatalytic spliceosome; U4/U6 x U5 tri-snRNP complex
Molecular function (GO): RNA binding
Source: RefSeq, a predicted model, not a curated record
GUCAAAAUUUUGAAUUAAAAGUGGAUAUUUGAUAAAAUCAAGAUAAUAAUAUUAUAUGGUAUUUUUUUUGAACUGUAACAAUGCUAUUUUUUUCAUUCUUCAAAACAUUAGUCGGCAAAGAUGUUGUCGUCGAGCUCAAAAAUGAUUUGGCCAUUGCCGGAACGUUACAUGCUGUCGAUCAAUAUCUUAAUUUCAAAUUGACUGAUAUAACCGUUUUGGAUAGUCAAAAAUAUCCAUACAUGAUAUCAGUGAAAAAUUGUUUCAUCCGUGGAUCGGUCGUUCGUUAUGUUCAAUUACCAUCCGAUGAUGUCGAUGUAACAUUGUUACAAGAUGCUACCCGUAAAGAAGCUUCGGCUAAAUAAAUUUAAA